Messenger RNA from Bombus pyrosoma, 3956 nucleotides. RefSeq names its product lipase member H-B-like. The record is from RefSeq and is a predicted model, not a curated record. Gene Ontology annotation, molecular function: lipase activity. The coding region runs from base 997 to 1911 and encodes 304 amino acids. The transcript has 7 exons. Lineage: Eukaryota; Metazoa; Arthropoda; Insecta; Hymenoptera; Apidae.
AAACCUGUAAGUUUAACAAAUAUUUUAACUUUAAUUUUGUCAAAUUUAAUGUACGAAAGACAAGGAAAGACGCGAAGAGAUAUUCUUGCGUUUGCGUUGUCUUUGUCUUUCAUGUAUUAAAUUUAACAAAAUUAAAUUAAAGUUAAAAUACCUGCUAUUCUAAUAAAUAAUUUAGUUUUCGGCACAAAUAGGUUAAUACCUUUUUUUAUAGGGAAUGUCGAGAUGCGUCGGUUAAUGUAUUAAAAAAUAUAUGGUUUCGUUACAAAAAAAAAAUUAUAACGACCUGUUUCCAUCUGAAUGCUUCACCCUGUAUAUUAAUUUUAUUUGAUACAUUAUUACAUAUGUUAUAUUUUUGUUUUACAUAUUAUACUCUGUGUUUAUUAUAAUAAUGUAAUUCCAAUGUAUAAUAUGCAGAGUCCCGUACACAACUGGGACAAGUUCUCGUGUCUUCAAAGCGGUUACAGAUGGAUAAAAAUACUAUAUUUCGAAAUUAGGUCGUAUUCAAUGAUGCAAAAAUCUGAGAAUAAUUCUGCUCUUUUUUUGCAAUUUUUUUGAAGAAAGUUUCUCAAUUGCGUAGUAAACUCUGUAUAAUAAUGUAGUUUCUCUAUUUGCUUAUUACAUAAAAAAUCCAAACAAUGCGUGUGUUCAAGCUUGUUAAAAUCAUAUGUUCACCUCGAGAUCUAACGAUGACUUUUAUUGCCGCAAAAAAUAUACAUGUACUCUUAGAAAAAAAAAAACUAUGCUCCCAAUGCAUUUUGUAAUCCGCAUAUCAAUAAUGACUUAUAUGCCUCAUAUUGAAGUAGUUUCGCUUUUAUUCCUUCCUUGUUACGUCAGUGGGAGGUUGCAGUCUCACGGAGAGGGUACUUUAUAUAUAUAGCAAAGAUUUUCCAAUCUAUUUCAUAACGAUCGGGGAUGUCAUAAAACAUGGACACAUUCCCUUCGGGUUUACCGAACGCGUAGUGUACUUUUCAUAAAAAUCUCGGAAUAAAAGUGACGAUGUUAAAAUACAAAACAUACGCUUAUCUGUAUGUAAUGUUUUAUUUGAUUCACAAAGACGUUAUUGACGCGGUAAUAUGUGAUGAGGAAGAUACGUUGCAUGUCGGUACAAAAAUUCGCCUGAAGAUUUACAAAGGUAACAGCUCUCACUUCACAUCCACCGAGAGCAUGGUUACGAAUCCAGGAAACAUUGCAGACGACAUAUUGCCCGACCGAGACAGUAUCCUCUAUAUACAUGGAUUCAUGGAGAAUACGGAAGCAGAGAACGCUCGGAUAAUAAUUAAAGCUUAUCUGGACAAGGGAGACGUGAACGUCAUUUUACUGGAUUGGGGAGAUAUAGCAUUUCAUAUUAAUUACGUUUACGUGUCCAGUCAAAUUGUUACAAUAGGGAAGGCGGUUGCUGAAUCCCUAAACAAACUCGUCGAUCUGAUCGAUUUAGACACGUUGCACGUGGUUGGGCAUUCUUUGGGCGCUCACAUAGCUGGGAAUAUCGGCAGAUACGCGAAUAACAAUCUCAGUCGAAUAACGGGCUUAGAUCCAGCGCUUCCGCUGUUUUAUCCUUCUACGUGUCACAUCAGAUCAACCGACGCCGAAGCCGUUGUUAUCCUUCACACUGAUGGUGGAUUUUAUGGGACAGCUACCAACACGGGAACUGUUGACUUUUACGCAAACGGGGGCAUCAGUGUUCAACCGGGUUGUCCUAUAAUCUUCGGUGGAGAAUUAUGUAGCCAUCAAAGAUCUGUCCGAAUAUAUGCAGAGUCUCUAAUGAAUCCGAAAGCAUUUCCGGCGCAUAAGUGUCUUAACGAAAUUGUGGAUACCGAGGAAGUCUAUUUCGGAGAUUCGACACCAAAGAACAUAUACGGAACAUAUUGUUUCAAUACCAACGCCAAGCCUCCGUAUGGCAAAACUAUUUAAAAUUUCCGUUCCUUGGAUAAUAUAACAAUACUUUACCUUAUAGACUAGUCAUUUUAUUUCGUAGAUUUGUUUUGGAUCUGUCAUCAUUUUAGUGAAUAUAAGCUUUAAGAUUAAAUACAUCACUCGCUAUAAAUUCUAUUUACGUAAAUCCUUUUUGGUUUCUUAAAUUCACAUCAUAAAUUAGUUUUGAAGUUUAUCUUCUGAUUUAUCUCUGUAUUAUGAUUUUCUUUUCAUAAUGAUAAUACAUUUUUUAACACUGAGAGAAUAAUUUUACGAGCUAUGGGAUAAAUCUUUUCACGGAAAAUGCAAUAGAUUUCAAACAUCGUCGUAUCAUGGUACCUGCAGAUGACAAGCAACACUUUAUUAUCGUCUAUUCUCACAGUAUACGCGUAGCAGACAAGCGAGCAUAACCAUACGCAGUCUAUCUUAGGAUUGCAAAUUCAAAAAGGACUAUCUGACAACCCACGCUACUGUGUAGUUCUCCAUUGCUAAUCAAUUGACGCUGCAUCGAGGGUUCUUUAACCCUAUUGUGUUCCAUCAAGGAUACACACAUGGUUGUGUGUGCUCUAAGAAAUUUACUUCCACGAAAAUCUCUUAAUAAUUUAUCAAUAUACAGAGUGCCUAUGCUGCUAACAAGAAUUUCUUUUCAAUAACAAACAAGAAACAGAGAGAGAGAGAGAAUAUUAAUACAUAUCAUUACUAAUACUAUUAUUAUUAAUAUUUAAUUUAACGGGUAUAUUUAUGAACAAAUAAAAGUGUCGUUAAUGUGAAAAGAUAAUAUCUUUAUCAUGUACAGUCUGUUUCAUUACUAACUACUUCAUUUCCUGCGUCUGGAAGCCACAAAUAGCAUUUCCGUUCACGAAUGCUGAACCCGUCUAAAAGAUUAAAUCUACCUACCGAUUUGGCAAAGUGACGCAUGAAUAGCUGCUUAUAAUUUCAUUUUAAACGUACAUCGUCAUGAAUAAUUAAUAAGAAUCGCGACGUUCCUCUUGACGCGUAUUAUACCCGGAACCUCCCAUUCAACGACGAUAACAUUCCACGUAUUUAUCACUUACAUCUCGCAACAGCAAGCCAGAAGUGUUCCAUUUUUUAAGUUUUAUGUACAAAUUACUAUAAUCAAAUUAGCGAAUUUUAAUAACACAUUCUACAUAUAUAUAUAUAUCUUAUCAAAAUUAACUUUUAUUCAAAAUAUUUAUUUGAUUUGUCAGUUGCUCCGUUACCUUAUCUUAAAUAACAUGAUUUUUGUGAUAACAUAUUUGGCAAAUUUUGUUUUAGUUUUAGACAGAUAGUUUUAGACAGAUAACGACAAGCUUCGUUUUCAAAAAUAUCACAAUUAAUUCUUGAUUAUAACGUAAGAUUCUGUAAAACUGUACUUAGAAAUUCUUUAAAAACGUCCUGUUUAGUAUAAUUAGCCUGUGUUAACUCCGCGAAAACCGCGCUAAUUGUAAGCAAAGUAGAACUAUUGUGGAAAUAAAUUUAGUGCUGACAUGGACAAAAAUUCGUGCUCUAUAUAAAGCAACCUAUGCCUUGAUUGUAAUUUAUAACCCAUUCACCAAAUUACUGCGAUUACGCAGUGAAACGCCACACAGUAAUGUUCAAUUCUACCUGCCUAAUUGAAACACAUGCGUCUACUGUUCAGAUAUCCAACCGUUCGAAGACCGACCCAACGUGUAGUUAAUUGUGUUGUUAACAUGCAUAACCGCGGCGCGGCAGCUAGCUGCGUAAAGCAAUGUUCGCGCACGCGAAUGCAUUCUAAUCGAACCAAUUAAAUUAACCUGACAGCGCAACUGGUUCGUUACCAACGGGCAUCCGUGUGCCCGCGAGAACUCUUGCCAUUCGCGUCGUUCGAAAGACUUCCGAAAAACAACUGCCACUUUUCUCUUCCUGGCUAUGCGUUCUGCAAAUUAUCAACAGGCUACGCGAUAUUUCAACCGGCGCGCAGCGAUACCCGAACGGGUACGAUACAUCAACUUCAUCGCGGCUUCUACACGCCGGUCGCUUAGAGAUUUCUUAAACGCACCAUUGCAAUUCAUACUGUCGCCAUA